UGACGUCAUUUCCGGGCGCUGAGGCGAUGGCGGCCUCGUCGUCGUCGUCGUCGGCCCGGCCGCCGCGGCCCAAGAAGGAGCCGCAGCCCCUCGUCAUCCCCAAGAGCGCGGCCGAGGAGCAGCGGCUGAAGCUGGAGCGGCUCAUGAAGGCGCCGGAUAAAACUGUCCCCAUCCCAGAGAAGAUCAAUGAGUGGGCCCCCAGGCCUCCCCCUGAAUUCGUCAGAGAUGUGAUGGGUUCGAGCGCCGGCGCCGGCAGCGGAGAGUUCCACGUGUACCGCCACCUCCGCCGGAGGGAGUACCAGAGGCAAGACUUCAUGGACGCCAUGGCCGAGAAGCAAAGAAAGGACGAGGAGUUCCAGCAGCGCCUGCAGAGAAACAAGGUGGCGGCCGAGGAGCAGACGGCCAAGCGCAGGAAGAAGCGCCAGAAGAUGAAGGAGAAGAAACUGCUGGCCAAGAAGGCUAAACUGGAACAGAAGCAGCAGAAAGAAGGAUCUGAUCGUUCUGAAGAGCAGCCGCCCGGUGACUCCGAGGAGGAGGAGGAGGAAGAGGAGGACCCGCCCAGCUUUGUGAUGGGAAGCCGGUGACGGGGCCACGGCCAGGCCCGGUGAAAGUAUGGCUUGCUGGGUGUUCAGGACAGAGACACCAUCCGGUGUGGCCCCCCGGCAGUCCCAGAGCCCCCGAGCUUUGUGGGGAGCCAGGCCGAACCCCCCAUCUUGCCGCCGACCGGCCGCGACAUCGAAACGAGACCCCCGCAGCUCCGGGGCGUCCCGGGGUCCCUCGGGCGGAGCCUCGGGUCCGGGGGUGGGGGUCUCCCCAGAAAACAGCUCUUGGGCAUUCAAACGAAAUCCGUUUCUCCGCCCGGCUGCCUGGUUUUCAAACACAGGAGCGGAGGAGUCCCGGCAGCCCUGGGGCUCAGGCGGCUAUUUGUGAAAAUCAGAAAAGACACAUGGGAGCAGGGGAGGGAGGCGGUUUUGGGGGAGCAGCGGCCAACAUGGAGAACCGAAGCCCGUUGGGCAAGAUGGUUCUCCCGGCACGAGCCCCGGCCUCUGGGGAAACCCCUUAACCUUCAGGGCCUCGUGGAGGCUGACCUCGGCCCCUGACCGGUGCCCGGGAUUUGGGAGCCGAGAUGGGGGCAGAGGGCGGGGAGAGGCACGCGGCAGAGGCAAAUGGGAAGACCAUCCAUUCCCCUCCUUUCUCUGGGUUAUGAGAAUAAACCUCCUCUCCAUUUUA
Ornithorhynchus anatinus (platypus) is the source of this 1230-nucleotide messenger RNA. It is a transcript of the gene PRKRIP1, whose product is annotated as PRKR interacting protein 1. Gene Ontology annotation, molecular function: protein kinase binding; protein kinase inhibitor activity; double-stranded RNA binding. The record is from RefSeq and is a predicted model, not a curated record. Lineage: Eukaryota; Metazoa; Chordata; Mammalia; Monotremata; Ornithorhynchidae. Gene Ontology annotation, biological process: negative regulation of protein kinase activity. The transcript has 6 exons. Bases 27 to 584 code for a protein of 185 amino acids. Gene Ontology annotation, cellular component: nucleolus.